Chrysoperla carnea is the source of this 4739-nucleotide messenger RNA. It is a transcript of the gene chico, whose product is annotated as insulin receptor substrate 1. Gene Ontology annotation, biological process: insulin receptor signaling pathway. The record is from RefSeq and is a predicted model, not a curated record. The transcript is spliced from 7 exons. The coding region runs from base 329 to 4609 and encodes 1426 amino acids. Gene Ontology annotation, cellular component: cytosol; plasma membrane. Lineage: Eukaryota; Metazoa; Arthropoda; Insecta; Neuroptera; Chrysopidae. Gene Ontology annotation, molecular function: insulin receptor binding; phosphatidylinositol 3-kinase binding.
AAAAAAAUAUUUUUGUGUUUUAACUUUAAUUACGUUGUUCGAAAGAAAAAAGUGCGUCGUAGUAAAAUAAUAUCCGAAUUUAGUCGGUGGUGAAAAGAAUCAAUAUAAAUGAAUCGACUCUCUUCGUCUAUAUGAGAGAAAAAACAAGGGUGGGUUUUCUGUGUGUGUUCGGAGAUAGAAAAUGUGUCGCAAUGCAUGAAUGGGAAUUACUACUACGUAGAAAAUACAUCGCGCAUACACCAACACAAACAUCAACAACGUUUUCUAACGUGAAUUUAAAUCAUUUUUGGAUUAUGUUUGGAUAAAAAAAAAAAUCAAAAUUUAAUAAAUGAUGGCGAUGUCUUCAAUAAAACAAACAAAUAAUUCAUCGACACAAACAACAUCGAAUUCCGAUCAAAAUUUAAUAACCUCGUGUUCACAAUUUGUGAAUAGUGGUGAUGGUGGUGCAUGUGUUAGUGGGGUGAGUUGUUGUAAUAAUGUUGUUGUUACUAGUGGGGUGAGUUCAUCGGUGUUGAGUAGUAAUUUAGUUCAAACAUACAACACUAGUGUCGCUACUAGUACUAUUAACCAUCAACAACAAACAGCAACUGCAGCAACAUAUUUAAAAUGUGGUUAUUUACGUAAACAGAAAACAAAUAAAAAGAAAUUUUUUGUAUUAAAACCAGAAACUGUUGAUAGUUUAGCACGGUUAGAAUAUUAUGAUGAUGAAAAGAAAUGGCGUAAUAAUAAACAGCCAAAACGUAGUAUUAUAUUAAAAACAUGUUUUAAUAUUAAUCGUCAUAAACGUAAUGAUAUUAAACAGAAAUAUGUUAUCGAUUUAUUUACGAAAGAUGAUUGUUUUUCGAUUGCAUUUGAGAAUGAAGAUGAAUUGGAUGAAUGGUUACGACCGAUGUUAUUUUUACAACAUGGUGAAGAAUUGUUAAUGGAUGGUGAACCACCAAAACCCACAUUUGAACAUGUAUGGCCGGUUGAAGUAAUGGAACGUGGUUUGGGUUCACAAAGUAAGAUUCGUGGAGCAUAUCGAUUAUGUUUAACGGAUCAAAAAUUAAGUUUGGUACCGAAUGGUAAUUCUAAGUUGAACACUUUAGAAUUUUCAUUAAUGGGUAUUCGACGUUGUGGCGCUUCAAACAAUUUCCUGUAUAUUGAAGUGGGCCGAUCUAGUGUAACGGGUGAAGGCGAUAUUUACAUGGCCACAACAGAUCCCGUCAUUGCUUGUAAUAUGCGCGACAUUAUCUUACAAGCAAUGUCGAACAGUAAAAAAGAUGAUUUCGAUGCAAAACAACGUAAACGUUCCAAUUCUGACACGGAUUCCGGUAAACCAGUUACAUCACGACGUCCAUAUAAAUUUGCUGAAUCAUCUGGUAAUGUUUACAGUGUUGAUCGGUCACCUUUGCCACCUUUAGCUGCUGUUACACCAUCCGCUGCUGUUGUACAGUGGUGUGCACUGCAACGUGCAGCCGCGCAACGACGUCAUUCUGUAUCAGCCGUCGUGGGUACGAACAACGGACCAUUUAAUAACAACGCAGCGAAUGGCGUUGCAGUAACUGGAUCCACACAAAAUCCAUCACAAUUGCAUACGUCACAUCAACGUACACAUUCAUUGCCUGUUAGUCCAGCUGACACUAAUCAUUAUAAUAACAAUGAGACCAACAAUAAUUAUGCACCAAUGUCCAUGGGCAUCAGUUUGUUGGGUUCUUCCUCUGUCACUUCUUCUUAUACUUGUUGUCAAACGUCAUCAUCAAACACCAAUAAUAGUUUUAUAUCAACAAUGACACCAACCAGUUGUCAAGUUGCCACCGUCAACAAUAAUUCAUCGCAGGCAACAAUCGAUCAAGUUGAUUGUUUUAUACCACCACGACGGGGCAGUAUUGGAAAUCGUAAUACAAAUAAUUCUACGUCGAAUAAACGUCAUAAUCGCACAGGUUCUGGACUUAGUGGUACUCUAAGUGGAUUAAUUAGUGGCGAUCGUAGUGGAGGAACAUUCCGUGAUAACAUCAGUAACUGUUUAACAGGACGUGAUCGAUCUGAUACAUUUCCAACACGGGCACGUACAACAAGCGAAGGUCCACAAUCAGCAGGUACAACAACAUCGCGAACAAUUGCAUCCAUAGUACAUCAUAUGCGACCUCGAUCGAUGUACACACAUGAUGGACCCGCAAGUCCUCCAUCAAAUUGUUCCACGGAUUCGGCUGGAUCGUCAUUGAGUAUUGAUGAAACAGAUUGGGCUGGAGAUGUUUGUGUACAAUCAUCCAACGAUUGUUUAGCAUCGUUAUCGUCACGUUAUGGACAUUCUUUAACCCCAGAUGAACAUAAUGUAAUCUUCGAGGAAAAUGAUGAAUGGGAUAGGCCGUCAUCGCUCCUUUCCUCGUCCUCAUUACCAAAGAAUUCACCAAACAUUAGUUCUGGAAUACAUUCAGAGUCACCAUCGGGUACAAGUUGUGGAAGUUCGCCGUUAGAUGUGAACGCUGGCUACGUUCCAAUGUGUCCAAGUGACACUGGUUAUGUACCAAUGUGCCCUAGUGACACAGGAUAUGUACCAAUGAAUUUAUCGGGAUACGUUCCAAUGGGUCCUGUUAACAAUGAUAAUUAUCGUGUAUCACCGGCCGCAAGUAACUGUUCCAUUACGUCAGGAACACCUAGCACAGACUUACGAUUCUCUGAAUACCAUUUAGAUAAAGUCACAUCAUACAUUCCAAUUGACAAUUGUGAAUUCGAUAAUGGACGACCGCUUCGAACGUACAGUGUGGGAUCCAAACCAACGCAACAACGAAACAAUAUCGAUAGCUCACAGUUACAUAACGAUACGAGUUAUCGUGUACGAGCGUUAUCAGUGGGAUCACAUAACAAGAAGGGUGGUAUGCGACGUAAUUUAAAAGCAUCAAGUGCCCCAGCUCCUCUGGUGGCUGGUUCACCAAUGGGAGAUUUAAUGGAAUUAGAUUUUACUCAAAAUAAAUCAACCACGAAAUUGAAUUCAACACGAGAUACAUCGUAUGUCGAUAUGUCUGGAUCACUUAGUGCGUCCCCGAACAAUAAAUCGAUUAAUCAUAGUAAUUAUAGUCCGUAUGUUGAUAUGUCUGGGAAGAGUUCGUCACCUAAAUCUCACGAUGACAGCUUUAACUUAUGGCGUAGUAAUAAUGAAACACCAACGUCUUCUUCAAGGACAAGCAUGACGAAUGACGGAUACAUGGACAUGAGCUACAACAAACGGAAACAAACUUUAUCACAAUCAUCGAAUGCGUCCGAUGAUUACUUAAACAUGAGUGGGGUUAAUAAUAAUAAAUCAACAUCGUCAUCGAGUAAUAAACGCUCGAAAGAUCGUCGCGAAAAGGCACGUUCUAAACCAAUUGCAAUCCAACCAAUGAGUUCGUCACCAAAGAAUGGUCCCCCAACUUAUUUACCAUUACAACAAACAACGAAUCAAAGUCCAACAUCACCUUUUUCCACGCUACAGCGAAAUCGUAAUCGAAAAAGUGAGUCAACUGCAAUCAAUUCUACACCAACCAGUACAGUAUUCUCGGCAUCGUCUUCAACGACAACAGCCUCACAAGUUGAACGAAAAUGUCCUGUAGAUGGUACAAGUGGGACAAUACGUAUUUACGACGAUUAUGCCCCAAUGAAAAUUAGUGGAAAUGAAACGAAUAAUCGGACAACAUCAAUUUCGAAUGAUGAUGAAUACACCGAAAUCAGUUUUGGUAAUCAGAAUGAACAAUCGGAUUAUGUAAAUUAUAAUCCAUCACAACAGCAACCAAGAUCGUUACCGAUAACACGAACUGAUACCGAUGGUGAUUAUGCGAUAAUGCAACCGAGACAAGCGAUCCGUAAAACAUCAGUGCCACUAUUUAAUACAAUCAACUCAAUUAAAUAUCGACCAAAAAUGACAAACUCAAUGGCGCCUCAAGUAGUACAAAUUGUAAAACCUGGUGCAAAUAUGACAAACCAUCCGCAAUCAAGUUUUAAACCAAUUACAGCAAAUUUACCAAAAGUUAUUGACAAUACAAACAAAGCUUCAACAUCUCCAAAAACUGUUGAUAAUCUAUUAACGCGACAGUUAUCUUCCUUAAAUCAACAGCAACAGAAUCUAGAUACCACGUCACCACCUAUCGAUUUACUACGCGCGUGUUCGAUAACGAGAAGUGAGAAUCAACAAAGACGGCCGAACUCUGUAAAUAGUGAAACGGCCACCACCUCUUCAACAGUCACAACACCACGUCCAUCGUCUGUGUCCAGUGAAUCAAGUCUUUCACGAUCAAGACCCAGUUCAUCCUCUAGUGAUUUAAAUUCAUCGAGUUCUACGCUAGUUGGUUCACGACCACCUUCAGUGAGUUCCGAACGUGAAUUACACUAUAUCACCCUCGAACAUGAAACAGUUUGUUCGAACGAAGCGGGUACAAAAUCUCCAAGAUGUUGUCAUGAACAAUCAACACCUCCAACAUGUCAGUGUUCCUCGAACUGUGUUAGUGCUUGUAAUAGUAGUGUUACGACAACAUCUCCAUCGUCUAGUGGCGUUACCACAACAACGACACCAGUGUAUCAAUACACAUCAAUUGACUUUGUUGCCACGGAUGGUUUAAAACAAAAUACAACCACGUUUUUACCAAUUAAACAUUGAAGUUCCGCCAAAAAAAACAAAAACAUUUGUGACAAGUGAGGACAUAUUCCUCUGUCAUUUAAAUAUAUUAUUAAUUAUGGCCAAAAUAUACCCCAAAAUAUAUUUAUUACAAAAAAAAAGUCUGUCACAU